This is a messenger RNA of Magallana angulata, 4867 nucleotides long. RefSeq lists its product as uncharacterized. The record is from RefSeq and is a predicted model, not a curated record. Gene Ontology annotation, biological process: DNA replication. Lineage: Eukaryota; Metazoa; Mollusca; Bivalvia; Ostreida; Ostreidae. Gene Ontology annotation, molecular function: DNA-directed DNA polymerase activity; nucleotide binding; DNA binding. Bases 111 to 4832 code for a protein of 1573 amino acids. The transcript has 2 exons.
UAAUCAAGAAAGUAGAAGUAAGUAGUAAAAUUAUAAAAAAAAGACCAUUACACUAUUGAGAUUAAAUUGCAUGUUCAUUUUAUGAGUACACAUGAAUAUUUUUAAACUAGAUGAACACCUUCUUCUUAUGCGGAUACUGUGGAUUAUUGUUUGACGAUGACAACGAAGGUCAAAGACACGAGAGUGAACACGAGCUUCAUCAUGACGGUGAAAAGGGGGCAACAUUCCAUUCAAAAACAGAUCAAGAACAUCAUUGCCACCACUGUGAUAAAGUAAUGAGCAAUGAACAGGACCUGAUGUUUCACGAAUUAACUCAUGAUUUGGAUCAAAUGGAAUACAGCGGUGAAGGUCCAUGGUCCCCAUUGAUUCCCAAUUCAACAUGUGAACCUAUGGAAGAGGACCAUGUCGCAGAUCAAGAAAUGGCUCCUGAAUCCAUGGAAUCCGAUGAAGCAUCAACCUCUACUAGAACCAACUCAUCUCAAAUUGGUUUUGGCGGUGUGAAAAAAAUACCAUAUACCAUUCAAAAAGUAGGAGAACGAACUAUAAUGAAAAAUAAUGCUAUCGAUAUAAACUACAAUAUUCGAUUUAAUGCAGAAAACCCUGAACAAGGAAUGAGGCUGACUGACCUUCUUCGUGAUUUAGAAGAUAUGUUUGACAACAUUCUCAAUGAAACAGCUAGAGGACUUGACCCUUUUUUGGAUCUUGGACGAGUCAUCAUUCAUCACAUGGGAUUGUACAAUCCUGUGUAUGUACCGCUAAGGCCCUUGAAAGAUCUUACUGGAAAAAGUGUGAUGGAGAACUUACAAAAUGUCUUAAUCAGCCAUGAAAAUCUUUCUCUAGAUAAAAGUUUUUAUUUAAAUGUGGGGUUUAUUAAAGUUCCAAAGGGCGGUACAAAAGGCAAACAUAUUAACAAAGUUGGUAGCAGCAAUGAUUCUCUCAGAAUCAAAAGAUCAUGUAUCAAAAUUCAAAACACAGAUGAAUUAUGCCUUGCUCGAAGCAUUUGCAUGGGGUUUCUCAAAUUACAUCAAAUUCCAACAUCUGAUUGGCAGAAAUUAGCACACCAAGGUGACAAAGGAACAAUAGAAGAAAAAGUAAUGGAAUUGCAGAAAUGUCCUAUUUGGUUCUACAAAGAAUUAAUGAAGCACAACAAAAGAAAUAAUGAACGUCAAAAAAAAUUAGCCAUUUUGUUAUGCCAGAAAGCCAAUGUAAGCAGUGAGAGACGUCUGUCCAUUCAAGACAUUCAUGCUUUUGAGAACGUAUUGAAUGUUGAUAUUCUAGUUGUCAGUGCCACUACUGGUAACAAAUUCAUACGAACUGCUCCAAAAGAUGUCAGUGAAGAUGAGCAAGGGUCAGAAAUUCCGAAAAAAGAUCGUAUUUUUUUAUAUCAUUCUGAGCAAAAUGGAAACGCACAUUUUGAUACUAUUGUUAAUGUUUGUGGGUUCUUUUCUCAAUCCAAAUUUUGCCAUGAAUGUUUGAAACCCUAUCAAAAGCUGCAUCAGUGUCAAUCAAGUUGCAUUGUGUGUAAAAGAAAAAAAUCUUGUUUUGUAAAACACGAAUUAAGUUGUCGACAUUGUCACAUGGUUUGUAGAUCUCUGGAUUGUUUUAAUUGUCACAAGAUAAAAAGUGGGAGGUCAAAAUCAUCUCAGUGUGAUCGAUGGUGGAAAUGUGUGGUUUGUAAAAAAACUUUAGAUAGAUGCAAAAGAAAACCAGAGGAUCAUAUUUGCGGAGAAUGGCAGUGUGAAGCAUGUAAACGAUUUGUAACAGGAUCUCAUUUGUGCUACAUGAGGUCAAGAGAAUGUAAAGAGAAAAAACCCAGAUAUAUUUUUUUUGACUUUGAAUGUAUACAAGAAGAUCUUUUGCAUUGUAAAGAUGGAUACUCAAUGGAAAGAAAUGAUGAAUGUGUUCAAUGCAGUAACAGCCCCGAACCCUGCAUGGAAUGCUGUAAAUGUGUAAACUGUCAUCAGUCUUGGUGUGGUAAAUCUCAGCACAAACCCAACUUGGUAGUGGCUCAAACAGUGUGUGAGGAAUGCUGCAAUCAAGAACUCACACCAAAUUCUAAAUGCGAUAACUGUGGAACUAGAUGCAAAAAAUGUAAUAAAAAAAAUGAACAGACUUUUAUUAACCCACCAUGUAAAAAUACAUGCGGAUUUCGAGAAAUAGUAUUUCGAGGAGAUCAAACUGCUAAUGCCUUUGGUUUGUGGUUGUUCACUGAAACUCACAAAGACUUUACAGCUAUUGCUCACAACAUGAAGGGCUAUGAUGGAUAUUUUUUACUAGAGUACCUAUUAGCCAAUUCCAUCAUUCCAAAAAUUAUCUAUGCUGGAUCAAAAAUCAUGUACUUACAUGUUCAAAGAGGACUUAAUAUAAAAAUAUUAGAUUCCCUCAAUUUUCUUCCCAUGAGAUUAGCUGAACUACCCAAGGCAUUCGGUUUACGAGAGCUAAAGAAAGGGUACUUCCCUCAUUUCUUUAACACUAAAGGUAAUGCCUACUAUGUUGGAUCCUACCCUGCAGCUCAUUUUUACGGAAGUGACAUGAUGAAUGCUAAAGAACGCAAAGACUUUCUAAUCUGGCAUCAGGAUAAAUUGGAGAAAAACAUGAUCUUUGACUUUGAUCGAGAAAUUUUAGAUUACUGCCGUAGUGAUGUGGACAUACUCAGACAAGCUUGUUUGAAAUUCAGAGAAAUUCUUAUGAAAAUCACAGGAAAAGAAGAAGUGGUAUUUGAGGAUGAAAUGCCAGAGAAAAAAUUAAUGGGAGGCGUGGAUCCUUUUCAAUGCACGACCAUUGCUGGGGUUUGCAUGGAAGUGUUUAAAAGCAAAUUUCUUCAAGAAGAAUGGCGUGUCAAAGUUAGAGGCAAUGAUGGAAUAAGUGAUUGGCUACAGGCCCGCCGACUGCAAGGGGACUUUUCCAUUUUAUUCAAGGAACAUUGGGUUACGGGUGAAGAGUUACAGAAUCAAGAAUACGUAAUAGAAGAAUCUGAAUUUGUUAGUUCACCUAUUUCACAAAUCCCUUCCACGGGUUAUGCCCCUUUUCUCGGACAAUAUAGUUGCGUAUCGAUACAGUGGCUCUCAUGGAUACAAGAAGAUCAUUUCAAAAAGACAGGGCACCGUCUCUACAUACAGCAUGCCUUAAAUGAGGGUGAAUUUCGACUGCCGGGUACCAAAUACUUAUUAGAUGGAUACUGCCCCGAAACCAACACUGCAUACGAAUUUCAUGGGUGUUACUGGCACGGAUGUCCCACAUGUUUUCCUACUCAGCGUCAGCAACUUAAACAUAUAAGAACCAAACACUCCAUGAACGAGUUACUGACCAUGACUUUAAAAAAGAGAGAAUACAUUCAAUCGCUGGGCAUGAAAUAUGUCUACAUUUGGGAGCAUGAUUUUGAAAACUUCCUGAACCAGAACCAAGACGCAUCUGAUUAUGUUCAUUCCCUAAACCUGCAAGAAAGGUUAGACCCUCGAAAAUCUUUCUUUGGAGGAAGAACAAAUGCUGUUAAAAUGUACUACCAGGUCAAGGAAGGUGAAAAAAUCCACUAUCUUGAUUUUUGCUCUCUUUACCCCUCGGUCAACAAGUAUGGUAGAUAUCCCGUAAAAGAACCAAAAAUCAUUACAAGCAAUUUUACGGAAAUUACAGACUAUUUUGGGUUGGUCAAAGUCAAAAUUUUACCUCCUAGACAAUUGUAUCACCCCGUGUUGCCUCAAAAAAUUAACGGAAAAUUAACUUUUGCUCUGUGUCGUACCUGCUGCGAGCAACAACAACAAAAUCCAUGUCAGUGCGGAGACGAAGACCGAGCAAUUACAGGAGUAUUUUGUACACCAGAAAUUGAAAAAGCCAUAGAAUGCGGUUACCAAAUUCUACAGAUAUACGAGGUCUAUCAUUGGGAUGAAACUUCACAGUACAAUGCAGAGACUAAAAGCAAUGGUCUGUUUGGCGAAUAUAUCAACCUAUUUUUAAAGAUCAAACAAGAAGCCAGUGGCUGGCCUGAGCGGGUGCAUACCGAAGAAGACGCAGUGAAGUACAUGGAAGAAUACGCUCUUCGAGAAGGUAUUCAACUCGAACGAGAGAACAUUACCAAAAACCCUGCUCUGAGAUCGAUUGCUAAACUACUGCUGAAUUCGUUUUGGGGAAAGUUUGGCCAACGACUCAACAUGCAGCAGACGACAUUUUUUCACGAAAGAGAGGCUGACAAAUUUUUUCAGCUAUUAUCGGAUCCUUCCAAAGAAGUCUCGAAUUUUCACAUUGUCAGUAAAGAAAUUAUUCAAGUUUCGUGGCAGCAAAAAGAAAAUUUUACUAAAGAAGAUUACCAAACAAACGUAUUUAUUGCUACUUUUACAACUUGCUGGGCCCGCCUUAAACUGUAUGAAGUGUUACAGAUGCUGGAUAGAAGAGUCUUAUAUUUCGAUACGGAUUCAGUCAUUUUCGUCAGCAGACCUGGAGAUCAGGAACCAAAAGUCGGGUCAUUUCUUGGUCAACUUACCAGUGAGUUACAACCCAAAGAAUACAUUACAGAAUUUGUUUCGGGAGGACCUAAAAAUUACGCCUACAGGACUUCAGAAGGAAAAGAAGUAUGCAAAAUCAAAGGAUUUACCCUAAACUAUGUUAACAGUUUAAAACUUAAUUUUGCUUCCAUGCUGGAUUUGGUACUCAGGCCGGAUCAGGGUCAACAUUCCGAUUCAACAGGUUCAUGUACAACGAUUGUUAACCCACACAGAAUUAUGCGACAUAAGCAACAGCAAAUUAUUUACAAUCGAAAUGAAGAAAAAAAAUACAAAAUUGUGUAUGAUAAAAGAGUGAUUCAACGUAACACUUGGGACACCUUACCCUACGGAUAUUGAUUGUUAUUGUAGUAGUGAACAAAAUCAUGUGAACA